UGAAAACUUUCCAAUUUCUGUUUUUCUUCCCACUCUCACCGGCCACCUCCUUUCCUCUUUCAUGACAACCAUCAGGGAAGAUGAAUAAUCUCCAUCUCCACCUGGAAUCCACCCAAUUACUCAACCAUUUACCGAUACCAUCACUCCUUUACGAUCGUCACAAGCCAUGGUGGAAACAAAUUCUUGAUCCAAACGGUGAAUUCGUCAACAAAUGGAACCGAAUUUUUCUGGGCACAUCACUCCUAGCUCUGUUCAUCGAUCCCCUGUUCUUCUUCCUCCCAACGCUUCCCAACAAUUGCAUGAGAAUCGAUGCCCAUUUGGCAUUAAUCCUCAUGGCCGUCAGGACAAUUGUGGAUCUCUUUUCCGUGCUCCAAAUCUCCAUGAAAUUUAGAACCUCAUACGUCGCACCCAACUCCAGAAUCUUAGGGAAAGGAGACUUGGUUUUGGAUCCCAAGAAGAUUGCUUCUCGAUAUUUGAGAACGGAUUUCGCGAUUGAUCUUGCAGCUGCUCUUCCCAUCCCACAAUGCCUUGUCUGGUUUGCAAUGCCAUUGAAUCAACAAACGGCUGCUUCUCGCGCGAACCACGCGAUUUCUCUGGUUAUCAUCCUUCAAUACAUACCGAGAUUGUUCGUUAUAUUUCCCCUGAAUUCGAAAAUUACCAAGAGUACGGGUGUAGUAGCGAAAACUGCUUGGUCAGGUGCAGCUUAUAAUCUGAUUAUUUUCAUGUUGGCUAGCCAUGUUUUAGGAGCUAUUUGGUAUUUAAUGUCCUUCGAGCGCCAUUUUUCUUGCUGGAGAACUAUAUGCGAAAGGGAAAAAACCCGUCACCAUUGUGAUUCUAUUUACUUAGAUUGUGUGUUAAGAGGACACGGCAAAGAUGUUUGGAGAAAAUCCACAAAGGCAUUUGAAAUUUGCACCCCGAAGAACUUUGAAUUUGGGCUGUUUGCUGAUGCUUUUACUGACCAAGUAACCUCAGCUAAUGUCAUUGAUAGGUACUUUUAUUGCCUUUGGUGGGGAUUGAGAAACAUAAGUUCUUAUGGACAGAAUUUGGAGUCAAGUACUCAAGUUGUUGAAACUUUGUUUAGCUCGGUUAUCUGUUUGAUGGGAUUGGUUUUCUUCGCUUUGUUGAUUGGGAAUAUGCAGUCUUAUUUGGAAUCCACCACUGCAAGACUUGAAGAAUGGAGGGUUAAAAGAAGAGACACUGAAGAAUGGAUGAGGCAUCGUCAAUUACCUCCUGAUUUGCAGGAACGUGUUCGACGAUUUGUUCAGUACAAAUGGCUUGCGACAAGAGGAGUUGAUGAAGAAGAAAUUCUGAAAGCUUUGCCUUUGGAUAUACGUCGAGAGAUUCAGAGGCAUCUCUGUCUAGCUUACGUCCGUCGGGUUCCUUUCUUUGCUCAGAUGGAUGAUCAGCUUCUGGAUGCAAUCUGCGAGCGGCUUGUUUCAUCGUUAAACACGAAAGAUACUUACAUUGUGCGAGAAGGAGAUCCUGUGAAUGAAAUGCUGUUCAUAAUCAGAGGUGAACUGGAAAGCUCAACAACAAAUGGUGGUCGAUCAGGUUUCUUCAAUUCCAUAACUCUCAAACCUGGUGAUUUCUGUGGUGAAGAAUUGCUUACAUGGGCUUUAAUGCCAUCUUCGAAUUUAAAUCUUCCUUCAUCAACGCGAACUGUGAAAUCCCUAACGGAAGUAGAAGCAUUCGCACUUCGAGCAGAGGACUUAAAGUUUGUUGCUAAUCAGUUCAAACGCCUUCAUAGCAAGAGACUACAACAUGCUUUUCGGUACUAUUCUCAUCAAUGGAGGACAUGGGGUGCUUGCUACAUACAAGCUGCGUGGCGGCGUUUUAAAAGGAGAAAACUAGCAGAAGAAUUAUCGAGACAGGAAAACUUACAAUGUCCUCCAAAUUUGAUGGACGAAUAUGAUGAAAGUUUUUAUUAUCAUGAUGGAAAUGGCAGUACUUCUAGUAGCAAUUACAAUGCAGCUAGAAUGGAUGGAAAUGUUCAGCAUCUUGGUGCCACGGUUUUGGUUUCAAAAUUUGCUGCAAAUACUAGAAGAGGACAGAAUGUUUCAGUGGCUAAACCUGAUAGUUCCAGUUUGCGGAUGCCAAAGCUUUUGAAGCCUGAUGAGCCUGACUUUGCAGCGAACAGAGAUGAGGACAAUAAGGACGAUGAAGAAGCAGGCCUGAUCGAAUUUGAUUGACGUUUUAUUAGUUAGUUAAUCAACCUUCAUGUGUAGAAGUACUUCGUACACACUUUUUAGUCUAG
Oldenlandia corymbosa var. corymbosa is the source of this 2254-nucleotide messenger RNA. The record is from the annotation of a GenBank genome assembly. NCBI's taxonomy places the organism in Eukaryota, Viridiplantae, Streptophyta, Magnoliopsida, Gentianales, Rubiaceae.